This is a messenger RNA of Dentiscutata erythropus, 463 nucleotides long. Lineage: Eukaryota; Fungi; Glomeromycota; Glomeromycetes; Diversisporales; Gigasporaceae. The record is from the annotation of a GenBank genome assembly.
UGAUGAAUUACUAUUGGCUGGAUCUUGUGUAACCGAUAAUUUUUGGUGGUGUUGUUGGGGUAGUUCUGGCUUUAUCCCCAAAUUUGGAUUUCCGGGGAAUAACGAUAAGGCUAAAAUGAGCGAAAAGAGGAUAUGGCGGAUAAUAAUAAUCACAGCAAUAAGAGUAGAUCUGGUUUGCUACGUCGUUGCAAUAGAAGUGUUGCUCAAAUGUGAGUCUGUUAAAAGUGGUCUUGCCAACUUUGUGUUCGGGGCGGACGCUAAGAAUCUGGACUGGAUUUCAAUGGGUUGUUUCCCAUUUGUUAAUUCAAUAAUAAAAGAAGAAUUAGUUGAGAGUACUGUUAACAAGAACGACCUAAUAUAUUGGUUCGUUUCCGAUUUGAAAGAAUCAUGUCAUAGCAAAGUUAUGCCAUUAAGUUUCAUGUCGCAAAAUGGUUGCGAUGGUUAUGAAAAAAACAUUUAUUAG